Molecule: messenger RNA, 1740 nt
Organism: Punica granatum (pomegranate)
Lineage: Eukaryota; Viridiplantae; Streptophyta; Magnoliopsida; Myrtales; Lythraceae
Source: RefSeq, a predicted model, not a curated record
ACUUCAAUCAACAAUCCUCAUCUCUAAAAGAGAUUGUAUGACGGUAGAGGGCGGGAGCUAAGCUGAGCUCUCAGCGGAGCAGAACCGAACCCCUGGCCCUGAACUGGUCUGCCCAAACCUCCGCCGGCGAAAUGGCGGCGGCGAUAUCUCUGUCGGCCCUCUCUUCCUCUCUCCUCUCUCGACCCUUCCACUCUAUCUACUCACCUGGACGCCGUCUACGCACGCUCCCCCGCUUGGUCGUCUGCUCCUCCCCCUCCAUAGAGUUCGACAUCUCCUUCGCACCGCCCAAGCCCCGGCCGAAGCCGGCUGCCGACCCGGGCCCCGACCCUGGCAGAGGCGCCGAGUUCAUAUCCGGGGCGGGGCUGCAGCUGUUCAUCCCGUGGAUAGUCCGGGGAGAGGACGGGAACCUGAAGCUCCAGUCCCACCCUCCGGCGAGUGUCGUCAACGCGAUCGUCGCCACUGAGAAAACAGGCAAGAAGAAGAAGAAGGAGGUGAAGGGGAGCGCUGAUGUGGAGCCCAAGCACUCCAAGGCCGCGCGUCGGUUCUACAACUCCAAUUUCCGGGACCAGCCCCAAAGGCUCAGCAAGGUCCUCGCCGCCGCCGGAGUGGCAUCAAGGCGCAGCAGUGAGGAGCUUAUCCUUGAAGGUCGCGUGACUGUCAAUGGUUCUGUGUGCAAUACUCCCCAGACACGAGUUGAUCCUACAAAGGAUAUCAUUUAUGUCAAUGGAAACCGCCUGCCCAAGAGGUUACCUCCAAAGGUCUACCUUGCUCUCAACAAGCCAAAAGGGUACAUCUGUUCAGCUGGUGCGAAAGAGUCAAAAUCUGUGCUAGAACUGUUCAAUGAUUAUUUGAAGAGUUGGAGCAAGUGGAAUCCCGGAGUACCUAAACCACGGCUUUUCACCGUCGGCCGCCUUGAUGUGGCCACAACUGGUCUAAUAAUUGUGACAAAUGAUGGAGAUUUCGCCCAACAUAUCUCACACCCAUCAUCAAACUUGACAAAGGAGUACCUUGCAGCAGUCGAAGGUGAAGUUCACAAACGGCAUUUAAUGGCCAUCAGUGAGGGAACAGCCAUUGACGGUGUCCACUGUACCCCUGAGUCAGUGGAGUUAUUACCAAGGCAGCUUGAUAUGCCAAGGCUUCGCCUACGUAUUGUGGUUCAUGAAGGGAGGAACCAUGAAGUCAGAGAACUCGUGAAAAAUGCAGGACUUGAGAUAUACUCGUUGAAGAGAGUCCGCAUCGGUGGAUUUAGACUGCCCACAGAUCUCAGGCUCGGGAAGCACAUCGAGCUAAAACCAGCUGAUCUUCGUGCCCUGGGUUGGAAGGGUUGAAAACUCAGCUUUCAGUUUCUGGAGUCCCUUUCACUUGAAACAAGGAUGAUGAGGUGGGACAAAAUUACCCCACGCGGGAUUCACAGACUCUUACCGCUUCUGCUGCUUUGAGGUUCCGUGAUACGUUCUCUGCAGCGGAAACUGCAUCCUUUCUCACUUAACCCCAUGCCCGAGGUCCUUUCUAGAGUUUGGUGUACGGCGAUUACAUUCACUUUGAAGGCCUCGUGUUGAGAUGCAGGAAUAUUUAGGACUGGUGCACAUCAUGCCAUUCACUUUGAUAAAAACAGUUAUGAUAUGUUAUUUUUCGAAAUACAGAGCUCUGCAGUGGGCGAUUAGGUCGUGAUUUAUUAACUUAGGUGUAUGAGUUUCUGUUUUAACUAUCAAUAAAAGAGAUACAUUUCUUUGAAGCUCA